This is a messenger RNA of Cydia amplana, 1897 nucleotides long. RefSeq names its product proton channel OtopLc-like. The record is from RefSeq and is a predicted model, not a curated record. The transcript is spliced from 11 exons. Gene Ontology annotation, molecular function: proton channel activity. Gene Ontology annotation, cellular component: membrane. Gene Ontology annotation, biological process: proton transmembrane transport. NCBI's taxonomy places the organism in Eukaryota, Metazoa, Arthropoda, Insecta, Lepidoptera, Tortricidae. The coding region runs from base 1 to 1842 and encodes 613 amino acids.
AUGACAUCAGCAGGUGCAAUGGAAGUAGGGUCGGCACAUUCGCUACAGGACCAGCACGAAAUCUACAAUCCGUUACCAACACCUCCUUGCGAGAAGAAAGCAACGACUAUAAAACGUUUGUCAUAUGUUCUGGGAUUUCUCUACUCAUCCUUUUUGAUAAUAUUAGCAGUAAUAGUACUUUCGACGACAGCACUCAUCAACGAUAAAUGGUCUCCUAUAAUAACCAUCUACAUAACAGUAAGCGGUUUGAUAAUAUUGGGUAUAUUAAUCAUGGACGUCAAACUGUUUACCAGAAGAAUACGGAAGCAGGUAGAAGCAUUACGAAAUAAGGAAGAGAAACGAGAACUAGAUUAUCUGAGAGAGUAUCAUACACACUUGGACGAAAAUGGCAGUAACCUGAACAACAGCAAUGAACUGGACGUAUCAAGUGCAUUCAUCCCGCCUGCUCCUGUACGGGAGCUGGAGCACAUUGAACACAGCUACUGCUUCGCAGAGGGGCGGCACGCGGGAAGUGUUUACUUAAAAUUGGGAGCUGCCGAAAAAUGUAUAUUGUACACAGGUUUCGCGUUGGGGCACUUCGUGCACACCGUGCUGCUGGUGGUGACCGUGCACUGGAGGCUCGCCGUCAGCAACGCCCAGUGCAUCAACGUGUCCGAGUACGCCGCCGGCCUCUUGCAGUGCUUCUACUGUUUCCUGCAGCUAUUCUUCAUCUUUAACUACUCAAACUUAAUCAUCGUUAAACACACGAAUAUACUACGUGUAGCAUUCUUGCACGUAAUGGCGGGAAAUAUUUGCCUUUGGUUUGCAGCAGUUACCACGGAAACGAGACUUGCGUACAGAGCCUAUGAAAUCCUCCAAGUAAAACAAAUAACUAAUAAUACUACAAACACUUCAGUACUCCCAGCUACAGCGGACUUCAGCUGGCAAGAGACUUGCAGGCCGACUGUAACUGCUGCAAAAAUCUAUGAUGAAUUUUCAGCAUAUUUGUACCCGUUUACAGUGGAGUUCAAUAUUUUAGUAGUUGGAAUCUUUUUCAUGGUCUGGAGGAGUAUAGGUAAAUGCCGACAUUCCGCAGAGGAGGUCCAAAAUUUUCAUCACUCAUUAUACGCACAGUCUAACGUCAGUGGGGAUGUAAAUAGUCCUCACGCUCUGGAGAUCCACAUCAGCUGUCGCAGCGCAUUUUGUGGACUCUUCUCUAGUCUUUUCACGGUCGUCAUACUCAUUGUUGCUAUUAUACUUAGCUUCGUGCUCGGCAACAUAAGAAACGAGGAAUUUCAACACAUCAGCCAAUAUUUUGUUGACACUGUGAAACUAACACUUCACAUAGUCAUGUUGGUAACCAGUGGAAUAGUUUUCUACAAGACGCAAUCCCUAGACAUCAACAAGCGCCCAGUCCCGUGGCUAGAUGACGUCUUGUUAUACAUCUGCGUGCCUGCGUUUUUCCUAGAAUCAAUGCUGACCGUCAUUCCUGCUAUCACGACGUUGAAUAUAGUAAAAUUCCUAGAUACAAUCAUGAUGUCUUUACAAAUGGUAAUACAAAUCGUUUUCAUAAUUGACGGGUUGCGGCGAUGCAGCAACUCUCGAAAAAUUCGAAGAAUCAAGCCUGGCCGGGAAUUUGUCCUAUACUUACUCGUCGCGAAUGUAUCAAUGUGGGUUAUGUAUACCUUCUCAUACCAGUCCCCGGAAAGCAAAGACGUGAGAUAUGAGUAUUACGGAAAAGAGAUGUGGCUCGCAAUCGGCCACCUUUGUCAACCCAUAAUAAUGUUCUUCCGAUUUCACUCGAGUGUGUGCAUAGCUGAUAUCUGGACUUAUGCAUAUAAACCAGAGAUUGAAGAUCACUGAUUUUAAUAAUUGACUGGAUUUAGAUUUUAGUUUUUACUAAAAUUACUGCAUCUGA